UUUCAUCGUUUAAACAAUAUUAAAGCUCUUUUUAAAAUCUUGUCAAUGUUUUGCUUAUGAAUGUCCCAAUAAAGACGCUGCAUAAUUAAUGUUUUGUUUUGUAACUUCAAUAACCGAGGAACUCUUCCUCGCGGAACGUUUUAUUCCUGGUUUGUUUUUACGGGGAAUGUGCGUCAGUCGAAACGGCCCCUUGUUGGUGACUAAGAUACUGCAGACAGUGUAAAGUGUGCUGCGGGGCGAUGGAAAGAGGCCUGCUUGCUCUCCCAUGGGUGCCGGUGAAUAUUGGUGGUUCUGAUCUACUGGCCAAAGCCUGGUUCGGUGACGCACAGUACCGGGUUCUGUUGAGUGACCUGAACACUGUGUGGGAAGAAGAAAUGAGCACAGAUGACAUCCAGAGUCGCGCACAGGAUCUGAAUAAGCGCCUGAGAGCUCCUACGCAGGCUUUUUUCUCCCAUCUAUGUUCUGUGGCGCGGCCUUGUUUCUCUAGUCAAGAUGACGAUCGGUUUUCUACUGCACAUGUUACUCUUGAACAGCAUGGUGACAAUCUAACGAUCAAACUCAAAAGUGAGCUGGCUGGGUUGCCUUUCUACUGGGAGUUUCUCUGCACCGCAACUCCUGUUGGCGUGGUGUGCAGUCAUCUGGUGCGCCCCCUGCUGGCAGUGAGUAGAGUCCUGCAGCGCCAAGUGGAGGAUCUAACUGCCCUUCUGGCUCGGAAGGAUGCAGAGAUACAGGACUAUCAGGAGAACGGAGCUGUCCUAAGUAGAGCCAGACUACAGACAGAGCCGUUUGAGGUGCACAGGUACAGAGAAAACCUCUUCACACAGAUUAUUCCACAGAUGGGUGUGACGCUGGACAGUUUGAGUUUUGACUCAGAGUUGCAGACACUGUACAUGGCCGUGAGCUCGGGGAAAACGGGUCAGAAACGCAAACAUUCUCCUGACAGCAGCCCUGUGGCAGAAGACAACCACGUCUCUCAACAUCACCAACACAUCUCUGAUGUCCCCACAGGUGCUAGUUCUUCACUGGCUUCUCAAGAACAGAAUGAUAUCAAAGCAUCAUCAGGAAGACCUCAGGUGGCUGACAGUAAACAGGCCGUCCCGUUACCAUCAGCUGCUGCUUCUGAGGAACGUUCCACCUCACGGCCGAAGAAGAAGAAAGCAGUCGGGCUUUUUCGGUGACAGUUCAUCUUUCUGCAUCAGAACAGUGCACAUAUGGACCCUUUUAAUUUAAGAAUGCAUUAUAAACAUUUUUAUUCAUUUUAGGUUGGAUUUUUAAAUGAUUAUGGGGAUUUUAUUGUUGUCCAUUUUAACGUUUUAAAAUUAAUAAAUAAAAUAUAGCGUUUCUCAAUACAUGUUCUCGUUGGUAGGGCUGACGCACCCCAACUGGCAGCAUGGAAAAAAAGUACAGAUGCUCAGAGUAUGCAUAAGAUGAGGUGCAAAUACUACUUUUCCGCUUAGAAGUUGAGAUGCACAGGUUUUUAUUAGUGUUUUGGGAGGAUAACAAUGUGCUUUACAGGGUUGCUACAACCAGUGCUUCUAAGAAAGAAGCCAAGACGAGAAGGUCACUGAACUUGGCAAAGUUUGUAAGGUUUGUGGCGUUAGAUAUACAGAGUUUAGUUUGAGGCCCUCACUAGCAAGUAAAUGUGAUAUGCUUGAGCACAAAUGUAUGUUCCGCUUCGUGUUCCGUAAAAUCAUCAGGACUUUUGAACGGACGGAAAUUCUGGCCACAAACCCAACACGCAUAUUCCAUUAAUUUCUUUGGUUUUGGCUUUGCCUUUGUUAGAAUGAGCUACCAUUUUGUUUCUUGUCGUACUAUUAUCCCAGUAUUGUUAAUUGGUCCAUCUAUAAACUUAACAGAAAAAGUGAA
This is a messenger RNA of Puntigrus tetrazona (Sumatra barb), 1866 nucleotides long. RefSeq names its product nonhomologous end-joining factor 1 (gene nhej1). NCBI's taxonomy places the organism in Eukaryota, Metazoa, Chordata, Actinopteri, Cypriniformes, Cyprinidae. The transcript has 8 exons. Gene Ontology annotation, biological process: double-strand break repair via nonhomologous end joining. Gene Ontology annotation, cellular component: nucleus; DNA ligase IV complex. The coding region runs from base 240 to 1178 and encodes 312 amino acids. Gene Ontology annotation, molecular function: DNA end binding. The record is from RefSeq and is a predicted model, not a curated record.